AUGAGUGUUGAUGAAGAUUUAUUAUUACUUCAAUCCAGAGUUAAUUUGGUACUAUUUGAAAAACCAUUAUUGAUACCUAAUAAUAGCAUUUCUAAACAGGAUAAAAGUUCUAUUAAGAGCAAUGCUCGUCCAAUGGAAUCUGGUGAUAAUACGGACGAAUGCGAACGAUAUAGUUGUGAUGACAUUUUGAAUUGUAUAUUACCACCUAGAGAAUGGGAAGUGAACGGUAAUAGGUUUCGUCAAUGUGUAUCCAAUAAACCAGCUACAGAAUUAAAUGUAAAAAAACUCGGUGAGGAUUUUGAUACAUAUUUGAGACAAUUUAAUGCCAAAGAAGUUGGGAUUUGCCCGAUUAAGCAGGAAUUAUACGGCCAAUGUUUCAAUGAAAUCAUAAGACAAGUAACGUUAAACUGCACGGAACGGGGUUUCAUGUUGAUCCAGAUCCGUGAUGAAAUUCAGAUGACCAUUGAUGCAUAUAAAGAACUGUACGAAAGCGUAUUAGCUAACGGAAUACGAAAGUUAUUACGGCGGGAACACAAAAAAUCCGAUUUAUCAACAAAAGUUAACCAGCUGAUUUAUGAAAACAAAAAUUUAGAGAUUGAGCUGGCUGAAAUUAAUGUGAAUACAGUGAAGCUUGAACAAGACGCGGCCGAACAACGCGACGCGGCGAUCAAACGCCAAGCCGAAGAAUUAGCAUCUCUGAAAAAAUCCAAUCAACUGAUCAAAAUUCAAUUGGAGUCAAUAAUUUCACCGAAAAGAGUAUAA
Molecule: messenger RNA, 762 nt
Organism: Rhopalosiphum padi (bird cherry-oat aphid)
Lineage: Eukaryota; Metazoa; Arthropoda; Insecta; Hemiptera; Aphididae
Product: 33 kDa inner dynein arm light chain, axonemal-like
Exons: 5
Coding region: 1-762 (253 amino acids)
Cellular component (GO): filopodium; axoneme
Molecular function (GO): dynein heavy chain binding
Source: RefSeq, a predicted model, not a curated record